AUGGCAGCCAGCAACGCUUCCGUGGUGAGAUCUUCUUCUCGACGAAAGCUGUUUGCUCCCACACCCGUCGCGAGCUUGACUAGCGACGCUACGAUGGCUGCCACCACCCCCGCAAAUGGCAACGGCGCCAAUGCAGCGUUUGACGGCGAUGCAGCAUUAGCAGCUGCCAUGUCGGCAACGGAAGCACGUCGGUCCUACUCUCUUCGUCGUCGUACGCCCUCUGCUUCCACUUCCACGGCAAACACACCUGCUCGCAAUGCAACGCAGAAACGCACCAUCAAGACAUCGACGAAAAGAUCGAGGGCAGCAUCGCCAUCGACCGCUUCCGAGCAGAGCGACUCUGCUGCCGGAUCAGACUUUUCCGCUGACGAAGCCUCUGCAUCGUCCGACCACGACAGCGAUGUGUUCUCCGCCGAAUCGACCAACGCACGUCGUUCCUCUUCCAAGACCAAGGCGGUCCAGUCACCCCGCAGAGCUGCAUCUACCUCCAAGGCUUCCUCCUCGACGCCCAAACGAUCCAAACCCAGCACUUCCUCCCCCAAAAAACCUCCUCCUUCACCGUUCGACGUCUCCCCACGCAAACCCACCAAAAAACCAUGGAAAGUCAACCUCGAACCACACGAAGCCCACCCCGCCCCUCCCCACUGGGAAACCGUAUACACCCUCCUCUCCCACCAACGCACCAAGAUCGUCGCACCCGUCGACACCAUGGGCUGCGAGGAGAACGGUCGUGCUGAUCGACGUGCCGAUUCCCAGCGCGCACUAUCCACUCCGGAGACUCCGGAGGAAGAAGCGAAGCGCGAACGUCUCGCUACGCUCGUCUCCCUCAUGCUGUCCUCUCAGACCAAAGAUCCCGUCACAGCGGAAGCCGUGUACAACCUGCAACGAACCUUGCCUAAUGGGUUGUGUCUGCAGUCUCUGCUGGAGGCGGAUGAUGAGAUGAUCUCGCAGUGUAUCGCUAAGGUCGGGUUUUGGAGACGCAAAACGGGGUAUCUCAAGAGUGCAGCCCAGAUCCUAGCAUCCGACUUCGAUGGUGACGUACCCAAGACGGUGGACGAGUUGAUCAGCUUACCUGGAGUAGGUCCGAAGAUGGCAUUCCUCGCACUCAGCAGCAUGGGCAUUCAGAUCGGCAUCGGUGUAGACACCCACGUCCAUCGUCUCACCAAUCGUCUCGGUUGGCACUCUACCAAAACCCCAGAAGAAACCAGGCUUAAUCUUCAAUCUUGGCUACCGGAAGAGCUGCACGGGAAGAUCAACAGGCUACUCGUUGGGUUCGGUCAGGUGAUCUGCGUUCCGGUAGGACCAAGAUGCGAUCUAUGCGAUGUGGGUAAGGCUGGAUUGUGUCCGAGUAAGAGGAAAGUGGAUGUCAAGAGCGUGGAGAAGAGGGUCAAAGUUGAAAUGUUGGAUAGCGACGAUGACGCGGGCAUGGUGGUGCAGGACAAUUGGGUAAAGGUGAAGAGGGAGCAGGCGAGCGUGAAGGUUGAGCUAGAGGUGGACGGACCAGAUGGCACGGGGAGGAUGGAAGUCGGGGAUCUAUUGGAGACGCAAAAGGAGGAGGAUGGAAAAGAUGGGGUGGUAUUGAGGGUCAAACAGGAAGAGGAUCCCGAUGCUGCGCUGGUAGAAAAGGCUCUCGAGUGGUAG
Messenger RNA from Pseudozyma hubeiensis SY62, 1641 nucleotides. Its product is annotated as DNA repair protein Ntg1. Lineage: Eukaryota; Fungi; Basidiomycota; Ustilaginomycetes; Ustilaginales; Ustilaginaceae. Gene Ontology annotation, molecular function: DNA-(apurinic or apyrimidinic site) endonuclease activity; oxidized pyrimidine nucleobase lesion DNA N-glycosylase activity; DNA binding. Gene Ontology annotation, biological process: base-excision repair; base-excision repair, AP site formation; nucleotide-excision repair. Bases 1 to 1641 code for a protein of 546 amino acids. Gene Ontology annotation, cellular component: nucleus. The record is from RefSeq and is a predicted model, not a curated record. The transcript has a single exon.